Messenger RNA from Cucurbita maxima (winter squash), 3329 nucleotides. Its product is annotated as U11/U12 small nuclear ribonucleoprotein 48 kDa protein. The record is from RefSeq and is a predicted model, not a curated record. The transcript is spliced from 5 exons. Lineage: Eukaryota; Viridiplantae; Streptophyta; Magnoliopsida; Cucurbitales; Cucurbitaceae. Bases 38 to 2323 code for a protein of 761 amino acids.
CCGAUGUCCCACUCUUCCGUCCAUUUCACUUCGAGCAAUGAACCCGUCUCUUCCAUCUUCCAACCUAACUUUCCCCAAGUUUCAGCCCUCAAACCCUAACCCUAAUUUCUCUCUUCCCGAUUCUCGUGAGCCUCCUCUGGACUUGUCUUCUUCUCUUUCCUCCCUCAGAAACCUCAUCCAUGUCGCCAACCAGACCCUUCAAUCUCUCUCCUACCUCACCCUCAUUCAAACCCCAUCUGCUAAGCCUGACGAUUCCGGUUUCGUUCAGUGCAAUUUUGAUCGGCGCCACCGUGUUCCGCCGCAUUCUCUCUUCCACCACUCCCUCCUUUGCCCUUCCGCUCCUCCUCCUCGUAUCGACCCGACCCAACUCCUCCAGUCCUUGCUUUACCCCCGAACGCUUCAAUCGUCUCGUGAGUUGGUUAACGAAAAGCGCUUCCGUCAAACGAUGCCGGAUUCUGAUGCCGACCUUUGUUUCUCUCUCAAUGAUUAUUCUGAUGGAAGUUCCAAUUUCUUCUAUCUCGAUUGCCCUGGCGUGGUUGCCUUGUCUAACCGGGAUGAAAUGUCUAAAGUCUUCACUCUCCCUCGUGUUUUGGCUGUUGAAUGUGCUAAUUUUGUUUGUGAUGAUGAUGGUGAUCGAGAGAUGAAGAGUUCGUUGAAGGGGAUUCGAAUGCUGCCCUCUGAUCUGUGGGCUCUUAGAGGUGAAGUAGAAAUGUGGAAUGACUACCCCAGUGUGUAUUCGCAUAUUGUUAUACGGUCCAUAUUGGGCUCAGAGAUGGCCGUGGACAACCGUUUGAAGACAUGGAUCAUUGCAAAUUCUCCUCGGUAUGGUGUUAUUAUUGAUGUUGCUAUGAGGGAUCACAUAUUUUUGCUGUUUAGGCUGUGUUUUAUGGCAAUUUCAAAGGAAGCUAUGGGAUUUCAAAUUGCGCUGGAAAAUGGAAAUGGAAUGGAGGGUGGAUCAGGGAACCUCAGUUUUAAGUGUCCGAUUUUAGUGCAAGUACUAUUGUGGCUGGCAUCUCAGCUCUCCGUAUUGUAUGGGGAGAUGAGCGGGAAGUUCUUUGCUAUUAACAUGCUUAGACAACGUAUACUAUAUGCUGCAUCGGGCUUGUCGCUUUUGCCAUACGAACAAAAGCGAGUGGAGAGUCCAACUUUGGUAGAGGGCUCUCAUAAUCUAGUAUCUAGUUGUAGCGACACACAGAGUGUGAAUUUGAAAAAGUUGGAUAUGAAGGUUAUAAAUAAUGUCUAUGUUACUGGAGAAGAAACGGUCAACUGCAGGGUGAUUUUUGUGUCCCAAGUCGCUGCGGCUGUUGCAGCAUUGCAUGAGCGUUUCCUACUUGAAGAAAAGAUCAAAGCUUUACGUUUUUCUCAUCUGCAAACUAAACAUCAGCUGGUUUCUGAACAUAACUAUAUCUCUCAAAGAGCUUGUGAAGAGCGUAAAAGACGGUGCAGCUAUAGACCUAUAAUUGAGCAUGAUGGACUCCCAAAGCAGCAGUCUCAUGAUGAGCAGGAUAGAGACAAGACCAAAACAAAAGAGGAAUUGUUGGCUGAAGAAAGGGAUUAUAAACGUCGAAGAAUGUCAUACCGUGGGAAAAAGGCAAAGCGAUCAACUUUACAGGUUACAAGAGAUAUUAUUGAAGAAUACAUGGACGAAAUUAUGAAAGCUGGAGGGAUUGGAUACUUUGUGAAGGGAACUGAAGAGAGAGGGAUAAAAUCUGAACAACCAACUGAUCAUUACAUUACAAGAGAUAGUAUUGCUGAUGGGCACACAAAAGGAAGCAACAGCUCAUAUGGAGAAACUAGGCAUCAUAGCUCAAGUCAUUCCCGGAAGCAGUCUAACUAUGAUAACAGAUAUUCAGCAUCCGAAAAGCCCCCAAAAGGUAGGUGUGGGCACUAUGGUUCUCCAGAAGAUGAAAGGAAAGGUGUCAGUAAAGACAAAUAUGAUCGAGAACACUAUCAUAGAUUCUCAAAUCGAAGCAGUAGUCCUAGCCAGUCACACAAAUGGAAGAGAUAUCCAAGUGAUCGAGAUGAUGAGGAGCCAGCAGAAACCAGGCAUCAUAAAUCUCGAGGACUGUCUUCUAGCAGCUCUAAUUAUCAUGGUUUUAGAUCAUCUUCAUCCUCAAGAUCGGGGGGCAAUUCUAGUGCAAGGAAGGAUGAUCAUAAAUUAAGAGCUAGUGAUAGUUGGAAAAGGAACACAGCUGAUAAUCAUAGUUCAGAUUCUUUGGUGCUUAAUUCAUUUAAUGAUAGAUAUACCCCUUCCAAGUGUCAUGACCAAUUGGAAGAUGAUCACUCCGCUGGCAGAAGAUAUGUAAAUCCAGACGAACUUUAGUUUGCUGAUCCUCAAAUGAGGGGCUGUCCCGCAAAUUGUGCCAUACUUUUUAACAUUACCAAUGUCUACCUUGUGCAUAUGGGCUUCAGAAAUUUUAUCCUCACAUGUAUCCUUCAUAGUAUCCUUGAAGUUUAUCCCAUUUUCUUAUACAUUAAAUCUUGCAUAACUUUUUCUUUCCUUGUUUUUUUUUUGUCCCCUUAGCAGGGAUAUUUGCCCUGAAUGUUGCAGUAGCAUAAUUUGAACUCAUCGUCACUGUAUCAAAAAUGCCAAUUUUACAUCAUCCUUUUCUGUUCUGGGGUUUUCUAAUAUUUCUGGACUAGUCACAAUGACAGAUAAACAAAGUGGUCGUAUUGGCGUGGAUUUUCCAUGUCGUACGAUUGUUUCUUAAUGUCCUCAUUUGCUAUGGUUUCCACUACUCUGGGAAAUGUUUUGGUGUUGCAUAACUUGUCCUUUUCCUGUUCUCUUCAGUCAUGAUUGGUAUCGGUCGUUUAAAGUUUUACAACGACAUUUUAUAAAUAAUAAUAAUUAAAAAAAAUAUCAUUGAGUAGACCAAAGUUGUUCUCAGUUGAAGAAUUCCUAGUUCAAGAAACUGAGAUGAGGUAGUAUGAGCGUGGUAGAGUUUCAAUAUGCAUGUUGAUGAUUUCACUUCAAAAACUUACAUGUAGGUCAUUAUAAAACGGAACACACCAUUAAUCUAGCAUCUUAACAAACAUUUUACACUACUACACUGCUUGAAUUCAACCUUUUUCUUGAUCUUAUAUUAGUUCUAACUAUUGUAUUACCUUUAGUGUUCUACCAACAGCUCACAAGAUCAGAGAAGUAUGAAGGCAGUCUGCAAAUAAACUUGAUCAGAAACCACAAUCCACAGAGUUUCAGAUCAUCGGUUGCAGGCCGUUCCAUCCUACAUCAUGCUGCUAAUUAGCUUCUUAUCAAUUAUAGAAGGUAUGAAUUCUGACUCGCUGGUAUAUUUUUCUCCUUUUGGGCAGCCCAUGUGAAUAUUUAGAUA